Messenger RNA from Polyodon spathula (Mississippi paddlefish), 2036 nucleotides. RefSeq names its product V-type proton ATPase 21 kDa proteolipid subunit-like. The coding region runs from base 181 to 798 and encodes 205 amino acids. Gene Ontology annotation, molecular function: proton-transporting ATPase activity, rotational mechanism. Gene Ontology annotation, biological process: proton transmembrane transport. The record is from RefSeq and is a predicted model, not a curated record. Gene Ontology annotation, cellular component: proton-transporting V-type ATPase, V0 domain. Lineage: Eukaryota; Metazoa; Chordata; Actinopteri; Acipenseriformes; Polyodontidae. The transcript is spliced from 8 exons.
AGCGUUCGUCACGUGAUCAGCUGCUACUCCCCCUUCAACCGAGACAGAGGCAGAGAGAACGAAGCUCUUCCUCUUGCAGUAGAAAUAAGGGUACCGAGGAAAACACAAACUAAAUCGCCAAAUAAAACAAAUAUUGGCGAAUAUAGGCAUUAGCGUGAAAACCGUGUCUCACACAGUAACAUGAACGGACACGCCAUCCUCUACACCGGGGUCACUGUGGCCUUCUGGACUACCAUUCUCCUCGUCGGCACUUGUUAUACAAUAUUUGAUCUUGGAUUCCGAUUUGAUGUGGGUUGGUUCCUGACAGAGACCUCACCGUUCAUGUGGGCAAAUCUGGGAAUCAGUUUGGCUAUUUCCUUGUCUGUGGUUGGUGCUGCGUGGGGUAUUUAUAUUACAGGCUCCAGCAUCCUUGGUGGUGGUGUGAAAGCACCCAGGAUUAAAACAAAAAACCUUGUCAGCAUCAUUUUCUGUGAAGCUGUCGCCAUCUAUGGGAUUAUUAUGGCAAUUGUUAUUAGUAACAUGGCUGAGAAUUUCAGUGGCACAACCCCUGAGACGAUUGGAGCAAGGAACUACCAAGCAGGGUAUUCCAUGUUUGGUGCUGGUCUAACCGUGGGCUUCUCCAAUCUGUUUUGUGGUAUCUGUGUUGGCAUUGUUGGAAGUGGAGCUGCGCUAGCUGACGCACAGAAUGGCAGCCUUUUUGUAAAGAUCCUUAUUGUGGAAAUCUUUGGAAGCGCCAUUGGAUUGUUCGGAGUCAUUGUUGCUAUCUUACAGACAUCUAAGGUAAAGAUGGGUGACUAAAAGAUGUGACAAGGCCAUGCAAUUCACAAGACUUCCAGAAGAAGACCAUUCUGGGGACGAGACACAGAUAAACUGUGUAUAUUAAUUUAUUUAAGUGUUUUUAUUUUUAUUUUUUUCCUGACAUGUUUGACAUUUUUAACUGUUCAUAUGCUGAAGAGUGAGUGACUGACUUUUGUGAUUUAAAACCAUUGAUGGUGACAUAAUGUAUUUGCACCCAGUUGUCUUAAAUAAAUGUAACUGUUUAGUUUAAAAUAAGUAGUGAGCUUGUCUUUAGAUUACUCCCCUUAAAUCUGAAAAUUAAGUAGUGAUUACAGGCAAAAAGUUAAUUCUUAAAGGUUCAAGAUCAACUAACUAAUGCUUCCUUUUGUAAAUGGUGUGGUUUUGUUGUUAAAUGGGGCAACAUUAAUGGCAUGUUUUUUUUUUAUUAUCAUCAAAAUACUAAACUUUAUUUAAAAAGCACCACUGCUUGUCCAAAUCUCUCUGCCUUUAUAACUCCACAAGAGUAACAACUGGAUGGAAUGCUUUAGAGGUCUCUAAAAUAUGGAUAGCUUCUAAAUGUGUUUAAAGGUGUCAGACUGACAUGAAGUCUCAUAUCUGCCCAGUGGUACAGAUGACUAUGUGACUUCAUGCAUUCCAUUGGUUGACAGUUCAUUUCUAACAGUGACCACACAGACAUCUCAUGUAACAGCAGUCUAAAGGUUGUUAGCAAUAUCAACUAGAUUUCAAAGCCGUAUUCUCAAGAAAGUCUGGGGUUUAAAUUUAAUUUCAAAAUCCAGAUAAUCCCCACUGGUUGAGAUUCAAUAAACAAACAAUAUGUUCUUGUGCUCGGUCUAGUCACAAAUGAUUAAGGCAUAAUGGUGGUCUCCAUACUCUUUCAAUGUAUUUUAAUGAAAAGAAAUGGCAUAUGUGCAGUUGAUCUUAACUAACAUUUGUGUUUUAAAUACUAUGUGCAUUGUGUCAGAUCAGGAAAUAAUUAAAUGCUUGUGCAAGUUGAAGUGGCAUGCUUUGAUCCUUAUACUGUAAGUGUAGGUAAAGAUGAAUGGAUAUGAAUUAAGAGUUGUAUUUUGAAUAUAUUUUUCAGCCUUUAUAUAAACAGUCUUAAUUAAUGUGAUAAAGAAAAAAAGGCUAUCUGUAUAGUAGAAAUGUAUCUUGAGCAAGACCUAGUACAAAGGGUUUUUUUUAAAAUAUAAAUACAUUGAUGUAUAUAUUAAGGGAUGCACUCUUUGUUUAUGACUGGU